Capsicum annuum is the source of this 3161-nucleotide messenger RNA. Its product is annotated as putative pentatricopeptide repeat-containing protein At5g52630. Gene Ontology annotation, biological process: RNA modification. The record is from RefSeq and is a predicted model, not a curated record. The coding region runs from base 373 to 2067 and encodes 564 amino acids. The transcript has 2 exons. Gene Ontology annotation, molecular function: protein binding; zinc ion binding; RNA binding. Lineage: Eukaryota; Viridiplantae; Streptophyta; Magnoliopsida; Solanales; Solanaceae.
UCUGGUACUAACUAAUACCUCAUCACCAAACAUGGGAUGAAAUACUUUCUUCAUUCAUUUUGGAACUAUUUAUCCCUUAUGCUUCACAGCAAAUAGCCCCAAGUAUACAACUUACUAGGCUAGAUUUUAUAUAAAACAACUAAAGCUAUCAAAUAUUAUGUUAGCUUUAAGCAACCAAAUGGCCCUCUAGGCAAUUACCUCUCUCAAAACAUUUGUUAAAUAUUUUGGGCCUCUCUCACAGGGUCCGUUUAUGGUUUUACGAGAUAUUGCCGAAUCUAUUUAACAACAUUGCGGGAGUAUUACUGCCAAUACUUGUAUGGUUUAACAUUAUAAUGAAAUGCCUCUUGCAUUGACUUGAUCAAAUUAUUUGAAAUGGAUUCCACAGACCCGCGUUGCAUACAUGCACAAGCCAUCACAACAGGCGCCGCGAAAGCGAACCGUGCCGUCCUGAACAACCUCAUCACUCUCUACUCCAAAUCCAAUCUCCGUCCAGACGCCGUCCGUGUUUUCCAGUCAAUCCCAUCACCCAAUGUCGUUUCAUGGACAGCUCUCACGUCAGCAUUCUCCAAUUCACCGCUCUCCUUUCACCAUUUCAUUUCCAUGCUCCGUCACCCUUCAAGAAUCCUACCCAAUGCGCAUACGCUAACGUCACUGCUCAAGACAUGCGCCACUCUUCCUGCGCUCGCGUUUGGGGUGCAGCUUCAUUGCAUCGCUGUCAAAUUGGGUUUCUGUUCCGAACUGUUUACGGGGUCGGCUCUUGUGUCGUUGUAUUUUAGAAAUGGGUUGUUGGAUGAUGCGAAGAAGGUGUUUGAUGAAAUGUCUGUCAGAGAUGCGGUUUGUUUUUCGUCGGUUAUUGUUGGGUUUGCUCAGAAUUCUAAGCCUAUUGAUGCUUUGUCGUGUUUUGUUGAAAUGAGGAGGAGUGGGGUGAUGUCUACCAUGGUUAGUGUUUCUGGGGCUUUGCGGGCGGCUUCUGAUAUGGCCAUGCUUGAACAAUCUAGGAUUAUUCAUGGGCAUGGGGUGGUAACGGGGCUUAAUUUGAAUGUUGUUGUAGGUAGUGCGUUGAUUGAUGGGUAUGGGAAAUGCGGGCUUGUGGGGAACGCUCGUGUCGUGUUUGAUGAGCUAGAAAUGGAACUCAAUAUUGUUGGGUGGAACGCGAUGAUGGCAGGGCAUGCUCAACAAGGGGAACAUGACAAUGUCAUAGAGCUUUUCACUAGAAUGGAAGAACGAGGAAUGGUGCCGGAUGAGUACAGUUUCUUAGCUACUUUGACGGCAUUUUACAAUGCAGGUUUAGUUGAAGAGACUGAGAUAUGGUUCAGGAGGAUGAAGGAAGAGUAUAGUUUAGAGCCGUGUCUUGAGCACUAUACGUGUUUGGUGGGUGCAUUGGGAAAAGCAGGGUGUCUGGAGGAGGCAGAGCGAAUUGCUUUAACCAUACCUUUUAAGCCGGAUGCAGCUUUAUGGCGUGUAUUAUUGUCUAAAUGUGCAUAUCACGUGAAUAUGGAUAUUGCAUGGAGGAUGAGUGAUAGGUUGUUGGAGAUUAACCCAAUGGAUGAUUCGGCAUAUGUGAUUUUGGCAAAUGCUUAUGCGAGUGCAGGGAGAUGGGAUGAGGUGAGGGAGGUGUGGAAGAGAAUGAAGGAUAAGAAAGUGAGGAAGGAAGGUGGGAGGAGUUGGAUUGAAGCGCUGGGAAAGGUUCAUGUGUUUUUAGCUGGUGAUCGGAGGCACGAGAGGACCGAUGAGAUUUAUGCCAAGUUAGCAGAGUUAAUGGAGGAGAUUGAGAAACUGGGUUACGUACCUGUGUGGGCUGAAAUGUUGCAUGAAGUGGAGGAGAAGGAGAAGAAAAAAGCACUUUGGUAUCACAGUGAGAAGUUGGCAUUGGCAUUUGGGUUGUUGAAUGGGACAGCACCACCUGGUAAAGCUUUGCGGAUUGUGAAGAAUUUGAGAAUUUGCAGAGAUUGUCAUGAGGCAUUUAAGUAUAUUAGUAGACUUGUUGAGAGAGAGAUUAUCGUGAGGGAUGUUAACAGAUACCAUAGGUUCUUGAAUGGAAGCUGCAAUUGUGGAGAUCAAUGGUGAAAUUUUUGAUAAAGGAGAUCAAUGGUAAGUUAUUUUGAAGAAGACCUCAAACUGACCUGUUUAUUGGAACUGAAGUUGAGGUUUCAAAUAAUUCGAGGUGUAUGCUUAAAGACAUUGUUUACCAGUUUCAGUAUGCUGGUACUGACUUGCAUAAUUAAGGCCGUCUUGCUCUGCAGACUGCAUUCACCUAAUAAUGAUAGCAUACCCAUCGGAAGUGGAAGGGCUUGCAGCUCAACUCCUUAAAGUUCUGGACAACAUACGAUUUGUGCUUCUAUAAUCUCACGACGACUGGCUCUUUACUCAAUGGAAGUGGGACCAGAAUAGGUAGUUAAUCAAGUAAAAAACCUCGUCUUGAAGCUCUCUCUCCUCUGGGAGAGGGAGCUGUAGGUGCCCUUUACCUGUGGGCAAAGCUGCCAGAUAAGUACGUGGACGAGUUUACAGCAGUUCACUGGCUAGCUUAGAGGCAUGGCGUAGUCCUGAUCCCGGGAAGUUCCAGCGGUUGUCCAGGUUUUGUUAGAAUCUCCUUCGGAGGAUUGAUUGAAAAGGACUGUAUAGUGGCUGCGGAAAGGCUCGGAAAAGGUUUGGAAGAGUUAGUGGAAUGGAUUCAUGAUUUUGUCAGAGUAAAAUUGAUCUUCAUUCAAUUGAAUUGAACAUGGAUCAUUCCAAUAAUAGCUACAAUUGGGCUUAUCAAUCUGGUCGUUCGUGAGGUCAAAAAUGAAUCUCAGUUGAUGAAAGAAAAAAACAAGAAACUCCAACAGCCUAGAAGAAAUACUUCCCUUCGGAGGAGUAUUUCUGGGCUGUUUAGUAUGUCGAUCAAGUCGACCAACCUCAGAAUAUGAAUUAGACAAGGAAGGACUUCAUGAAAUCGAGAAACUAGCAGAGGCAACAGUCCAAGCCUUGGGAGAUAGCAGGUAGUCGAGGUGCGCCCCCAAACAUAACUAACUAAAAAGAGAGGAGAAACUAGGCCCAAGAUACAAUUAUCCACAGUUCUACUACAUUCCAAUUAGUUUAGGCAAGUUGUAUUCUGCUUUCGCACUUAUCGUCAGAUUAGAUUCCGUAAUAUUACAUCAUAAUCUGCUUUAAUUUGUUUGCAA